Phaedon cochleariae (mustard beetle) is the source of this 2677-nucleotide messenger RNA. Lineage: Eukaryota; Metazoa; Arthropoda; Insecta; Coleoptera; Chrysomelidae. The record is from the annotation of a GenBank genome assembly.
GCUCAGUUCAAUUUCAAUAUGGCGGAAAAAACAGUGUGCAUCUCGCAGCAACAAACAGAACCUAUAAAAAUAUCAAAAUGGAAAGUUCGAGAAGGUAUAACAGUAUCAGUAGGUCGACCUUUACUACUUUUCAAUAUCCUGGGGGACCAGAAAGCUCAACAACGAAAGUUGAAGUCUACACAAGCAGGAACAAUUCAGAAGAUUUUGGCCAAGGAGGGCGAUGUUGUCAAUCCCGGAGAGGGAUUAUUGGAACUGUCAGCAUGUUCUCAUCCUACUAUAAUGCAUGAUAUGUGUGCAGAAUGUGGAGCAGACCUUCGGAAAAAUGAUAUUGUUGGUAGUGCCUCUGUUUCCAUGGUUCAUGCAAUACCAGAUCUUAAAGUCAGUGAAGAGGUGGCAAGAAAGUUGGGCCAAGCAGAUAGUGAACGUUUGAUAAGAGACAGAAAACUUGUCCUACUGGUAGACUUGGAUCAAACACUCAUUCAUACCACAAAUGACAAUAUUCCACCAAACAUCAAAGAUGUCUACCAUUUUCAACUUUAUGGCCCUAAUUCCCGUUGGUACCAUACCAGAUUGCGACCUGCUACUCACAAGUUUCUCAACAAUAUUCAUGACUUUUAUGAAUUACAUAUUUGCACUUUUGGGGCUAGAAACUAUGCACAUACAAUUGCAUUAUUUUUAGAUGGUGAUCAGAAAAUUUUCUCUAAUAGGAUUUUGUCUAGAGAUGAGUGUUUUGAUCCCACCAGUAAAAAGGCUAAUUUGAAAGCAUUAUUUCCAUGUGGAGAUAACAUGGUCUGUAUUAUUGAUGACAGAGAAGAUGUAUGGUCUCAUGCAAGCAACUUGAUUCAUGUGAAGCCAUAUCACUUUUUCCAACAUACAGGAGACAUAAAUGCACCUCCUGGUCUUAAUAAACAAGAAAAUGAUGAACAUGGAGGUGUUGAUUUGACUAAGAUUAGAGGAAAGGUUAUCAAAAAGAAAAUAGAUACAGUUCAAAGUGAUGAAUUACCCAGGACUGAAAAUGAUGAUAACAGUAAAGAAAAUGAGAUAUACCCAGAAGUACAAAAAUUGGAUAACAGUCAAGAAAAAUGUGAUACACUUGAAGAGAAUGGUACUAUUGUAAUAAGUCAAGAAAAAAUCAAACCUAGUCCUGAAAAGUCUGAUAUUGAGAAAAAUGGGGUGAAUAUUGAAUCACAAGAGAAUGUGGAAAAAGCUAAAGGGCAAACCGAAAAAAUUGCAGAAAUUGGAAAUAACAAUAAUGAAAAAACAGAAAGUGAGGGUUCACCAAAACCAAACAAUGAAAAUGAAGAAGUACAAACAGACUGUAAUGAAAAAGAAACCAUGGAAAAUAAAGAGAGCAGUCACAAUGAGACUACAGAGAAUAAUGAUAUCAACAAGAAAGCAGGAAGUAAUGAAAUAAGUAAAGAACAGCAGCAGCCAAACCUUCAACCUAAUCCAGAAGAAAACGGCAAGAAAUCCGACGACGACCUCAUUGAAAUAGAAGACCCUGAUGACUACCUCAUCUACUUAGAAGAGAUCCUUAAGCUUGUCCACAAAGAGUUCUACGACGAGUACGAUCUGAUGGAGUCAGGCGAUGUCCCUGACUUGAAGAAGGUGAUCCCGCGCGUGCGCCGCCACGUGCUGAAGGGCUGCCACUUGGCGUUCAGCGGGCUGGUGCCGUGGCACGUUGAGCUGGAGCGGUCGCGCGCCUACCAGGUGGCGCGCAGCUUGGGCGCCACGGUGGUGCAGGAGCUGGACGACAGGACGACGCACCUGGUGGCGGUGCGGCCGGGCACGGCGAAGGUCAAUGCCGCCAGGCGGCGCAAGCAUCUCAAGAUCGUCACGCCGGAUUGGCUGUGGUGCUGCGCCGAGAGGUGGGAGCACGCAGACGAGCGCAUCUUCCCCCUGAAGGGCAAGGGGUCGAAGAACCGGCACCCGCCACCCCACUGCAGCAGACCCGAGCACCACCGCGAUGCCGAUUACCCCGAGCACCAGGCGCCGGGGGCCAGGAAGCGGACGCCGAGCGGCCGAUUCAUGGACACGAUCAAUCCGCUGAUGUCGUUCUCCAGGGACGACAUCGCCGAUAUGGACAAAGAGGUAGAAGACAUCUUUGCCGACGACAGCGAAAGCAGCGACGACGAACCCGCCAAACCCGACGCGCACAUGGAAAAGAACAUCAGCAGUGAGUCGUUCGAAGACCUAUUUGCCGACGACAGCGACGACGAACCCGCCAAACCCGACGCGCACAUGGAACAGAUACCGGAAUUCGUCGAAAAAAACAUCAGCAGCAGCAGCGACAGCGAAGACUCGAUGACGGGCGAGUUUCCUAAGGGGUUCAAGCGGAAACGGCAGGACGAAGAAGCUGACCUCCUGGAGGACUCCUACGUGAGCGAGGAAGACGAGUCGCCGAGCGUGCGCUUCAGGAGAGGGGAAACUGUGGAUGACGUGCUGGAUUUCGAGCUGGAGGACACGCAGGGCAGCGUGGACGCCCCUGACGAAGUGGACGAUGGCGAGUGGAACAUGAUGGGGGCCGCUUUGGAAAGGGAGUUUCUGUCGAAUAAUUGAAUGGACCGGGAAGGACGUGACGUCAUGUGUGAGCGAGAGGAUGAAUCACCGAAAUGCAUUCGCCAAAACCUUUUAUUGGUCACGUGGCGCUUAACACGUUGACUGCCGGGCUCAUAUA